Molecule: messenger RNA, 1111 nt
Organism: Symbiodinium necroappetens
Lineage: Eukaryota; Dinophyceae; Suessiales; Symbiodiniaceae
Source: the annotation of a GenBank genome assembly
GCCCGCGAGCUUCGAGUGCAUCGAGGCGCGAGGGAGCGAAAGCUCAGAGGACCCGGCGCUUCUGGUGCCCUCCGAGGAGUCGGUGUGGCUCGGCUAUGAGCCCUCCGACGACACGAUUGCCCAGGCGUGGGCGGAAAAUGUAGCCGCCGACCCAGCGCAGAUCACAGCACUCUGGCACCACCACGUGGAAAUGUGGACACCCGACAUGAGGAUGAGCUCAGCCUGGCCAUACACUGCGUGGUUUUGCUCGCCUCUGUCACGCCAAGCCCCCGCAUGCUUUGCGGAUCUUCGCGGUGCCGCGCUGGGCUCGCUGGGCUGGGCGGCCUUCCUGAAACUGACAAGUGAAGUGACUCCGUCAGGGCGACAGCUUUUGUCACAGGUGGAGGAGUUUGUCCUGGAACCCCUUACCUUGGACAAGGCAGUCGCGUGCUACCGAAUCACAGGUGGGAGCACAAUGUGCCGGGCUCUGGAGCUCGUCUCCGAGUCGCUGUCACAGGGUGCAGAGGUGCUCUUGAGCGCAGCUGAGACGUACCACAUCUCGCUGACAAGCUUGGUGGACGGGGCAGCGGUCUGCUUCCAGCAAGGUUUAGACACCUGGCGAUGUCGGCUCCUGGACGUGGGAAGCUCGAGUAGCCUCUCAAUGCCUGAGCCUCGACCUGCAGAACCCCCUUCCCUCUUAAUCCUGGGUGCAAUGGUAGAGGAACAGAACGUCCUUUGGCUGAUGCUUGUUACCAGGGGGCCAGAGUUGGUCGUGCCUGGAACUCUCUCAGGGCUCGCCUGCUGCUCAGGAAGAAAGAGAGAAAGAGAGAGAGAGAGAGAUGACGGCAGUCAGGACUCUACCGGCCGAACCAUCCGCAGUACAUGUAACCUACACUCAACGCCCCAAAGCCCUUUUCCCUCUGCAACAGAAGGGGGAGAGGGGGUGCCGGUAGGCACGGGCCGGACUUCGCCUGGCCUAACCCCUUGGAAGGAAGGAAGGAAGGAAGAUGCCAUUGCCCGCGCUUCGAGGGGGGAUGUCUUCGACAAACUACGUGCAGGGCGAUGUUGGGGAGAGUUUGCUCCUGUACGCCACCUUGCGUUGCUCAUUCGGGACAUACCCUGCCCUAACUGA